Messenger RNA from Gymnogyps californianus (California condor), 2252 nucleotides. RefSeq names its product angiogenic factor with G-patch and FHA domains 1 (gene AGGF1). The record is from RefSeq and is a predicted model, not a curated record. Gene Ontology annotation, molecular function: nucleic acid binding; protein binding. Bases 1 to 2109 code for a protein of 702 amino acids. NCBI's taxonomy places the organism in Eukaryota, Metazoa, Chordata, Aves, Accipitriformes, Cathartidae. The transcript is spliced from 14 exons.
AUGGCCUCCCCGCCCGGCGGCGAGCAGCGGGCUCUGCGGGAGCGGGUGGCGGCGCUGGAGGCGGACCUGGGCGCCUGCCGCGGGCAGCUGGAGCGGGCGCAGCGCCGGCUGCGCCGCACCGAGCGCCUCUACCGCGAGGCGCGGGAGGACAGCGAGGCGCUGAGGAGACAGGUUGAAGAGCUGACUAAGGAAAUCCAUAAUACGAAGGAGAAAGAUACGUCUAGCGUAGAAGUACAGACAGAGGACUAUGCUGCGUGGUCACAAGCAGAUUAUUACUACUAUGAAAAUUAUUACAAUCACACUGAUACUCAAGAUUGUGCAUCUGAACUGCCAGUGCAGCACAAUCAUGGGACUGAAGGCACUGAGCAUAAUUCCGCGGAAGAAUCGCAGACAGGUGUUAAUAUUCCUUUAAGGGUGGAUAGCACCAAAGUUGCUGACGGUGGAGAAGAGGAAAAUUUUGUCCAGAAUUCACAGGAAGCAGAAGAUACUUCAGUACCAGAGGGUUCUUUGGCAGAGAGCUUGAGAGCUGCUGCAGAAGCUGCUGUUUCACAAACCGGAUUUAUUUACGAUGAAAAUACAGGAUUGUAUUAUGACCAUAGCACUGGAUUCUACUAUAAUUCGGAAAAUCAACUGUAUUAUGAUCCAGCAACUGGAAUUUAUUACUACUGUGAUGUGGAAAGCGGCCGAUACCAGUUUCAUUCACGAGUGGAUCUGCAGUCUUAUCAGGCCUCUGGUACUCACCACACCAAGGAUAAAAAAGGGAAAAAGAAGAGAAAAGAACCAGAGUGGAUUACUGCAAAUGAGUAUAAGGAUUUGGACACAGAAGAGCAGAAAUCAUCUAACAGUCUGAAUUGCUUUUCCACUACUGAGCAAUUAAGUUCUACUGAAGAAGAAGAGUCUCCAAAUAUAAGAAAGAAGACUAAAAUGGACACAAAACCACGAAACAGCCUGACAGCCAAAGAAUCAAUUUCUACAGACAGUAUAAAUUCACAUUCACGCAAAAGUACACCAGAUACUGCAGCAUAUACAGAUGACAGUAGAACAGCAGACACAGAGAGUGAACCAGAAGAAGGUGAAAUUACAGAUUCUGAAUGCGAAGCCUACAGCAGUGAGGAUGAAGUAACAAGUGAAGAAACUGCUGAUUCAGAAGACUCAGAAAAUGAAGAUGAAGAAAAGAUCUGGCCUCCUUGUAUCAGAGUAAUUGUAAUAAGAUCACCAGUUCUACAGACUGGAUCACUUUAUAUUAUCACAGCUGUGAAACCUGCUACAAUUGGAAGAGAAAAAGAUGUUGGACACACACUUCAGAUUCCUGAAGUUGGAGUCAGUAAGUUCCAUGCAGAAGUAUAUUUUGACCACGAUUUGCAAAAUUAUGUUCUUGUGGAUCAAGGCAGUCAGAAUGGAACAGUUGUUAAUGGAAAUCAGAUUCUCCAGCCUAAAACAAAAUGUGAUCCCUACAUCUUGGAGCAUGGAGAUGAAGUGAAGAUUGGUGAAACUGUGCUUUCUUUUCAUAUACAUCCUGGCAGUGAUACCUGUGAUGGAUGUGAACCAGGACAAGUCAGAGCACAUCUUCGCCUAGACAGGAAAAAGGAAUCUUCUGUUUGCCCAGCACUUAGCAAAGAAGAGAGAGAGUUAGUCAGAAGAAAAGCAUUAAAACAAAUACGGGUAAAAUAUGGUUUACAGAACACAGAGUAUGAAGACAACAAAGCAGUGAAGAAUCCAAAGUACAAAGAUAGAGCAGGAAAACGCAGAGAGACUAUUGGAAGUGAAGGAGCCUUCCAGAGAGAUGAUAGUCCAGCUUCUGUUCAUAUUGAAAUCAGCAACAGCAACAAAGGACAUAAAAUGUUGGAGAAGAUGGGAUGGAAGAAGGGGGAAGGCCUGGGCAAGGAUGGUGGUGGUAUGAAGGAUCCGAUCCACCUUCAGUUACAUAAGACGCAUGCAGGUUUGGGUACCAGUAGACCAGCCUCAAUUGAAGAUGUUCAGAUCAUCCAGAGCAAGAAUAAAAAGAACUGGGAUAAAGCAAGAGAAAGGUUUGCUGAAAACUUCCAAGAACCUAAAUCACAAAGGGACACACCUAAGAUUACGCCUUGGGUUAGAGGGACCGUAGAGUAAAGUAUCUGGUCCCACAGCAGGGUAAUUCCUGUGUGUAAAUAGUUGGGAGAGAAUUUAUUUUUAUUCUUUUUUCUUUUGCUAAAGCAGAAGUUUGGUGACAUGUAAAAUACAGUUGUGGAAAAAAAUAUACAAGAUUAACUCUA